AUGCCCCCGCGACGCCUUGUCAACCGUGUGGGCGGGGACGUCCGAACAUAUCGCUCGACGCCCGGCCCCGAGGCCGAAGAACCAGUCGACUACGAGCCACCCUCGUUCCCUCUCAGCGCAGAGGCCAUCAAUAAUAUCCAGAAAUUGAGCAAUGGACGCGAUGCUUCGGACUUGUGGUCCACGUACAAGGAUCAAGUCAAGGAGGCUUUGCGAAAUCUGGGUCACAGUGUCUACGACAUGAACGACAGAGUUAAGCAGCAGCAGAGGGCUCUUGCCAAAAUGCAAGCCGACCGCGCGAAGCACGGGACAGAGAAAUCAGAUGACGAGGAGAAACUGGAACAACACAUAACAGCGCUUCAGUCGGAAGUCGACGAGCUGACCCAGCGGUCGGAGUUUGCCGUGAGGACAUGCAUAGACCGGAAUAAUGCCAUUGAGGACGACAAGACGAUCCUAGGGGACCUGUACACGCAGAGCCACGCCAACUUCCAUCAGCGUCGGUGCAGAGGAGACGAGGAUAAUGUGGAAGCGCCUGCCGAGAGUGUGCUGACGGCUCUGCAACAACAGCGCGCGGAGAAGAACAGCCACUGGGCAUCUCUGGAAAACCGGCGAAAGUAUGCGCAGCACAAUGACUACAUUGCCUUUAAGAAGCUGUGGCACGACGGAGCCGUGGGGGACGAUGGUCCGCCGUUGGCAGAUUCGUCCAAGUGGUUCAAGCCGGACGGAGCGCCUGUCAUGGUGGCGCUGGGUUCCUCUCGAGGACCGGCCGAAGACGAGUCCGACGAGGAUAUCGCCGUCGCCCGCGAGGUCGUCAGCCUGAAUUGUCCCCUGACCCUCCGGCCGCUGGAAGAGCCCUACAGCAACACUAAAUGCAAGCACACUUUUGAAAAGGAUGCCAUCAAGGAUUACUUGCGCAACGCUACCAGUCAGGUGCAGUGUCCGCAAACCGGGUGUGCUGAGAUCUUCAGCUGGCGAACGUUCCGCGAUGACUUCUACCUCGACCAAGCUGUCCUCCGUAGGAUCCAACGGGCAAAGCAGGCAAAGGACAAUGAUGAGAUGGAUGACGACUCCGACGAAGAUGAGUGA
Emericellopsis cladophorae is the source of this 1083-nucleotide messenger RNA. Its product is annotated as E3 SUMO-protein ligase-like protein. Gene Ontology annotation, molecular function: zinc ion binding; SUMO ligase activity. NCBI's taxonomy places the organism in Eukaryota, Fungi, Ascomycota, Sordariomycetes, Hypocreales, Bionectriaceae. The transcript is spliced from 2 exons. Gene Ontology annotation, biological process: protein sumoylation; double-strand break repair via homologous recombination. The record is from RefSeq and is a predicted model, not a curated record. Gene Ontology annotation, cellular component: Smc5-Smc6 complex; nucleus. Bases 1 to 1083 code for a protein of 360 amino acids.